Messenger RNA from Magallana angulata, 2898 nucleotides. RefSeq lists its product as uncharacterized. Bases 201 to 1733 code for a protein of 510 amino acids. The transcript has 5 exons. NCBI's taxonomy places the organism in Eukaryota, Metazoa, Mollusca, Bivalvia, Ostreida, Ostreidae. Gene Ontology annotation, biological process: signal transduction. The record is from RefSeq and is a predicted model, not a curated record.
AUUCAAUGAAGUUAUUAAAAAGAAUCGGGAUCGGCAUUCUGUUUCCUGAAUUCCUCAAAGCGAAACGAAACAAACAAACCCUGGAUUUAGAUAUUUAUCAUUUUAUGUUUUGAUUUCAACUAACCCUGUCUUACCUAACUUUGGAGAAAUGUUGUGCAUCAAAAUUUGCUGUUGAUAAGUAUUCUCUACUGAUUUAAAAUAUGUCCGGGAGAGUCAAUAAUAAAGAAUACGACUGUUUAAUGAUCUACAACCAUGCCCGGUCAAGAUUAUCAAGAGUGGAUGACAACGAAUUGUCGCUAAGGAUUGUGGAACGUGCAGACCAGCAACUGACAGCCUGGGGAUACAGGAACAACCACUAUUAUGACAGGGACAGCAUUCCCGGAAGGAAUGUGUUUACCGAACUGUUUAGAGUUGUGGAUUCUUCUCAGUUUGUGUUGCUGAUUCUGACAAGAGGAUUUCUGAAUAAUUGCUGGAUUCGUUAUUGUCAAAUGGCAGCAUUUAAGAGUCUAAUUGACGAAUCCACCCGUCCCGAAUGCGUAGCAUCACAUCGUUUAAUUCCCAUUCUGAUCAAUAUAUCAGAAAAUGAAAUCCCACAGGAGUUAGGACAAUUACAACACAUUUGUUUUAUGAAUGAUUGGGACACAAAUGAAAGAGAAUGGAGAAAGUUGAAGAAUGCAUUGGAUGGUCAUCCUAUGCAGGAAUCAACCCAAAGAAGCAUUGGUGCUGAUAUACCACCAGUAACUAGGCAGCAUUUUUCCCAAGGAAUCUCAGAAUCCCCUAACACUCCAGCAGUACCCAGCGACACUGGAGCCAGUCCCAUCAGCAAUGCCCCUUCUAGCAGGUCUGCCCGGACAGCCAUAGUUACUCCCAACAGUUCAGGAAACUAUAAUGCUCAGAGUGAUCAGGGUAGAUUAUCUUCUGAGGAUUCCAUGGACUCUAUGAACUCUUUAUCAAGUAGUUUAUUAUUUUCACGUCCUUCAUUAUCGACCAGUACCAACACUUCUUCCACAGGUAGCAGUGCAGCUCAGCAUGUACCAUUAAUGCAGCAAUCUAAUCAAAACCAAAAUUCAAUACCACAUAGACAGAGUGAGGACCUUGUCACAUUAUCUGGACAUGGAUCCUUAUCUGGUGAACAGCCUCGCGAACCAGUAGCGAGAUCUAUCAGAACUAGAUUGAGUGAGACAAAUCGACCAGUCACCCACACCAGCAGUGUACAGGGAGACACCAGUAUAGAUGGGUCCUCUUCAAUGAGUCAUUCUUUUACUGGGGAUGAGGACAUCACGGUACCUAAAGAAACGGCAGCGACUGUGACUCCUAGAACAAUGCAUUUGCUGUCCUUUGAUGUGGAACCCGAUGCUCUACAGUCUAUACAGUCUAUGACCCCUACAACAGCAGCAACAGUCCAGCAAUCUGUAGCCAGUCCCCAGAACCAUUCUUCUUCUCCUAGUCUUUCACAGAGCACCCCUGAUUCAGGCAUUGAACUGGGCAGUCCUGAAUUAGGGCCCCUUAAUGUGAUGUCUAUUUUGAACGUAGAUAGAGCACUAGAGAGUUCCCCUGCAAGCAAUCAGAUUGCUAACUCAGUCUCACAGCAGAAUGGGCCCGACACAGCUGUUACCCAAAGUCCAGAGAGGCCGAAUACAGAGGAAAGAGAGGGACCUUCAUUCAUGUUCCGAGCCUUUCAUUUUUCACUUCAUGCAAUUUUACAACCAGACAAAGUGUAUUACCCACCAUAGUAUACUGAAAUCAAAUGUGACAAUGUAAAGGAAAUGGAAGACUAUGACUGUAUUCAUCUCAGAGUAGCUGCAAAACUGUUGCCCUGUGCUCAAAUUUAGCUUAAAAUGUCAAAUAUCAUUUUUCAAUCAAAUAUUUUUCCACACUGAAUUAAAAAAUUAAGAGUGAUGAAAUAUUAUGGCAUAUAUUUUGUGAAAAAUAAAAAAUUGUCAACUUUUGGGGAGAUCGAGAAAAAAAUUGUAGCGCUGAUGUCUAUCAAUAAUUCGAAUUUUUUGCUUUAAGCAGCUAGUUUUAAAGUAGAGGUACUGUAGCAAAAUUUGUUGAUAGAAUGAUAUAGUACCAGUAAAUGACUUACUUGUACAAGUUUUUGAUUAACAGCUUUAAUGUAUUUAUUGCAUACUAACCAUUUAAUAUUCAAGUCAACCAAUUUAAUGUUACCUUUCAUAAAAAUUAUGUUAGGCCACACCAAUAUAUUUUCUUGUUUGUUGGACCCCGAGUGCUCAUAUUAUAAUAAAACUGUACAAAUAAUAUUAUUAUAAUUUUCCGCAUCAGUAGAUUCUGCGCUGUUUUCUGUUUUAUUUCGCUCUAUUUUUUUGUAUUUUGAAAAUUUUAAAUUUAUAAAUCAGAAACAAGUAGGAAAAAUAUAACCGUCCGCACAAAUUUAUUAAUGUACUGCCUAAAAAUUUUGACUACCAUUAAAAAUGAUUUUAUUGUUUUAUCGCUCGCCUGCCCACACUCUUUUCCAGUGGAUGUCCGACAAACAAGAAAUGAUAUUGGAGUGGCCUUAAGUCUAAUAACGUUUUUUAAAAAUAUACGUUUCUGAAAUCCAAACUUUCUAUUGGUUUCCAUUAUAACUUAUAUUAUAGCACUCUACUACAUGUACUAGUAUAUAAUGUAGUCACUGAACUUUUUUUUUCAACAUUAAUUUUAAAGACACAUUAUGAUUUGAUAUAUGUUAUAAUUGUAAUAAUUUAGAAGUCAAAUUAAAACUUGUUGUUGUAUUGUCUGUAGAUGUAUCCAUUUUGAAUACUUGUGAUAGUUGUUUGUUUGCAAAGUCAUGUGUGAAAUGUUUAUUGUAACAUAAGGUCUAUCAAAUUUAAGAAUCAUUAUUUUAUAAAUAAAGAUGAAAUAUUGUGCUGGACACAUUAAAUAAUGAUAACACGUGAA